This is a messenger RNA of Olea europaea var. sylvestris, 1109 nucleotides long. Its product is annotated as ER lumen protein-retaining receptor. Gene Ontology annotation, biological process: protein retention in ER lumen; endoplasmic reticulum to Golgi vesicle-mediated transport. The transcript has 6 exons. Gene Ontology annotation, cellular component: endoplasmic reticulum; membrane; cis-Golgi network. Bases 227 to 874 code for a protein of 215 amino acids. Lineage: Eukaryota; Viridiplantae; Streptophyta; Magnoliopsida; Lamiales; Oleaceae. The record is from RefSeq and is a predicted model, not a curated record. Gene Ontology annotation, molecular function: ER lumen protein retrieval receptor activity.
AGAAAUGCAGCAUUUAUAGGCAAAGAACUGCGAACGAAAUAAUAGAAUAUGAACAAAAAAAGGUAAAGUAGAAUAGUAAAAACAAAUUUUCUUCCCCUUUCUUUAGAGCAUCCCAGACCUAGAGAUCUGUUUUAAGAAAUAAUAGAAAGAAAGAAAUUGUCGGCAGAUCUGUUUUCUGGGAUAUUCGAUUUUCCUUUUUUCUGGUUGAUCGAUACAGGAGGGAAAGAUGAAUAUAUUUAGAUUAGCAGGGGACAUGACCCAUUUGGCGAGCGUCCUUGUUUUGCUUCUCAAGAUCCAUACAAUCAAAUCCUGUGCUGGCAUUUCUCUGAAGACUCAGGAACUCUAUGCUCUUGUCUUUGCUACACGCUACUUGGAUCUUUUUACCGACUACAUUUCACUCUAUAAUACUCUAAUGAAAUUAAUUUUCUUGGUGAGCUCUUUCUCAAUUGUCUGGUAUAUAAGGCAUCACAAGAUCGUCCGCAGAUCCUAUGACAAAGACCAGGACACGUUUCGCCACUAUUUCCUUGUGCUGCCGUGUUUUCUAUUGGCCCUUGUCAUUAACGAGAAGUUUACUGUCAAAGAGAUAAUGUGGACAUUCUCCUUGUACUUGGAAGCUGUAGCCAUCCUUCCUCAGCUGGUCCUGCUGCAGAGGACUAGAAAUAUUGACAACUUGACUGGGCAAUAUGUUUUUCUUCUGGGCGCAUACCGGUCAUUAUACAUAUUGAAUUGGAUUUAUCGCUACUUCACUGAGCCACACUAUGUUCACUGGAUAACUUGGAUUUCGGGGCUUGUUCAGACACUGCUUUAUGCCGAUUUCUUUUAUUAUUACUUCCAAAGCUGGAAGAAUAAUGUGAAGCUUGAGUUGCCUGCGUGAGGUCAUAGCAAGAAUUUUGAUAAACCGCAGCAUACAUAAAUAUAUAUUUAUUGUGAGGCCAGUCGCAUUAUGAUAGUCUUUUUGUUUGUGGAUUUGUUUAGAAGAAGCAUUUCUUUUAUUCCCAACUAAUUGGGGUUUACCAAAUGGUAUGUAGCACCAAAAGAACUUGUGAUUUAUACUGACUCUAUAACUUACCUUGACAUUCUUUAUUUUUAAGUCCUUGAACAGUCUUUCA